Morus notabilis is the source of this 498-nucleotide messenger RNA. RefSeq names its product glutathione S-transferase F11. Gene Ontology annotation, cellular component: cytoplasm. Lineage: Eukaryota; Viridiplantae; Streptophyta; Magnoliopsida; Rosales; Moraceae. Gene Ontology annotation, molecular function: glutathione binding; glutathione transferase activity. The transcript has 2 exons. The record is from RefSeq and is a predicted model, not a curated record. Bases 24 to 482 code for a protein of 152 amino acids.
UGGAUAAGUUCCAGUCAGAGAAGAUGGCCAAUUCAGACUUUUCGGGCAAUCAUAAGGUACUACGCGACCAAGUACUGGGAGCGACGGCGGAGGAGAGAGCGGUGGUGGACCAAUGGCUGGAAGUGGAAGCGCACAACUUCAACGAAUUGGUCUACACCCUGGUGCUGCAGAUUGUGAUCAUGCCGAGAAUGGGGAAGAAGGGGGACUUGGCUUUGGUGCACAGCUGUGAGCAAAAGCUGGAGAAAGUCCUCGACGUGUACGAGCAGCGAUUGGCCAAGAGCGGCGGCUACCUCGCCGGAGACGCCUUCACGCUGGCCGAUCUUAGCCAUCUGCCGGGGAUAAGGUAUUUGGUGAAUGAAGCCAAAAUGGGACACCUUAUCACGGAGAGGAAGAACGUCAUUGCUUGGUGGGAGGCAAUCUCCAAUCGUCCCGCUUGGAAGAAAUUCAUGAAGAUUGCCCAAUUAAUUUUAGUGUUAAAAUAAUUAUAUGAUCUAUCGG